AUGUAUGCCAGGUUGGUCUGUUCGUGUCUGUGGAUCCAGUCAGUUUUAACAUUGGUAGAUUGUAACUUGCAUUUAAAAUUCAAGGAAUUCGAUGAGCUGGCACCAGAUAAUUUUACCGUGGUUGUAAAAAGAGAUGCCGUUUCUAGACAAGUAAAUAGGAAAAUAGUGACUUUCUUCGCGCUGAGAAAAUAUUUUGUUCUCCAUCUCGUGCCCGGGUCACCAGUUUUACGGAAAGAUUUCCAGGCCCACAUGGUGGACGGUGACGGAAGAAUAACCCCGGUCCACGUCGAUCAGCAAAUAUUCUAUACUGGCUAUCUUAACGGCAACCCACAGCACAGUGUGGAUGCUGUACAUACGGACGACGUGUGGAUAGCUCAGAUCCACAGCCCAGACGAUGUGUAUUCCAUUGAGCCACUCACUCAUCACGUACCAGACUCGCCUGCCACUUUGAUGCUCAUCUUUAAACAGCGGGAUAUUAAUAGCUCAAUCUUCAAUGGCUACAGCCAUGAGAAUGCCACCUUACAGCCUUUCUGUGAGGAAGUGGAAUAUCCGUUGUCAGAUUCGCUUGCAGUCGAGCAAAGAAAUCACCGAAAGAAUAAUACUUUAGGAAAAACAAAUCAGUAUAAUCAGGAAGUCAAAUAUAAAAAAAGGGCCACUAAUGGCCGUGAAACAAAGAAUAUGUAUUGGGACCCUUUCCAUUCAGAAACACACUGGUCCAAAGAUCACAGGAGACGAAAUACAAAACGUGACACUUCGGCGUAUGAUACGUGUGAAAUGCUUGUCAUUGCAAAUUUCGAUACCUUCAAAGGUAUAGGACGAAGCAAUAUUUUCCGGACUGUGUCGAUCCUCGUCUACCUCUACCAGUCGGUAGAUCGAAUAUAUAGAAGCACAUCUUUCGGUAGUUUCACAAACAUGGGAAUCGCUAUUGCCAGAGUAACUGUGCACACGGACUACACGAAUGCCCCUUACCACUAUAACAUGCUCGAUGAAUCGAUGUCGGCAAUGGAUGUUCUCGCUGCAAUGACAAUUGUAUCAAACUUCAGCGACUAUUGCCUUGUGCAUCUGACCGUACAAAGGAACUUUAGAGAAGCUCUGGGUAUUGCCACGCAAGCCCGGACAUUUCACUGGGUCAGUGGAAUCUGCGGACGCUUAGCCGUUUAUCCUAGAAACAUUGGCCUCAGUACUCCACUGAACGGUCGUAAUGUCAUUCUGCCUGUAAUUUCGUAUGUGUUAUUGAUAGCCCACGAGAUUGGGCAUAACUGGGGAUCUGCCCAUGACCCAGUAGACGACCGUGAAUGCAGCCCUGCCAGCAAUGAAGGAGGAAAGUACUUGAUGUGGGCUCGUGAUGGACCUUCAGACACUCUCAAUGCUGCCAAGUUUUCACCUUGUUCUAGAAGGGAAAUUGCCAGCGUACUAGAUGUGAAAGCCCAUUUCUGUUUCAAGACUCGAAGCCUUGCCGAGCAAGUCUGUGGCAACAACAUUGUUGAGCCUGAAGAAGACUGCGAUGCCGGAAACUUGAAAGACGACCCCUGCUGCACCAAGCGCUGCAGAUUCAACGGCAAUGCAGUCUGUUCUCCGUUCAAUCAUCCAUGCUGCACCAACUCAUGCCAGAUAGCGCCCCCGACGCAGAAAUGCUUCGUUGAUAUCCAAGAUUGUCUCGAAGACGCAUUUUGUUCGGGCACCGAGUCUCAUACUUGUCCUGAACCACGACCUCUGCCGAAUGACUCCCCUUGUCAAAGUCUGGGUAGAUGCUGGCACGGGAAAUGCGUGUCCUUCUGUGAGCUGUUAGGCUUGAGUUACGAGCCUACUCGUCGUCUUCUCGAUUGUGUAUGUGACGAAGACCGUACAACAAUGUGCGAGCACUGCUGUUGGGAACCGGUGGGUACCCAAGAAUGUAUCAAAAUGGGAGGGACCAAAAUAGAUGGCGCGCCAUGCAUGAUGGGCAUUUGUGAAAAGGGCGUAUGCGUGGACAGACAAAUAGAUCAAACUUUCAAUUUUGACGACUCAGAAUUUGCAAAAAUACCAAACGACGUUAGUCAGUUGAGGUGUGCCGAUGAUAUAUUUCUAACUAGUACUGCUGUCUGUCUUGGAUGGUUGAUGCUGAUUCUGUAG
This is a messenger RNA of Candidula unifasciata, 2112 nucleotides long. NCBI's taxonomy places the organism in Eukaryota, Metazoa, Mollusca, Gastropoda, Stylommatophora, Geomitridae. The record is from the annotation of a GenBank genome assembly.